CAGUCAUUGAGGUGAAGAAUUUCGUGCCUGGUGACGGACUAGAGCGCGUUGAAAUCUAAGAAGUACUCAACGAAAUCCCAAUCGAUUGCGUGUCUGAUCCUCGCCCGACGACUCGCCCAUCCAGGAAAGAAGGGGCAAGGAAACCCACCAGGUGCAUUUGAAAUUGUGAAGCCUCGAAAAGUUUUCCCUGGGCUCUCGUGGCAGCUCGUGCUCUUGUUCAAAGCAAGAAAAAGCACAACACGGUUUGUCGACCGAGCUGACUGCCCAUGUGCCUCUCAGUUGUCAGAAUAGAUACACUUGCUUGAAUAGUUCACAUAUUCUAGAAAGAAGGAUUGAAUGAAGAUGACGAUUGAAAUCUUUGUUGUCAGCGUGAGGAGAUCGAGUGUAUCACACUGCUUCAUUCAUUCAUUUAUCCUGUUCGCUGGCACAACAAAGUCAAGAGUUACUCUUACCUUCUGAGAACAUUUUCCAAUCACACUGAGUAUGGAGGAACACGCUUGUUGUAUUCGUAUGUUGUUGUUACCUCAUCACCCACACGAUUCAGUGAGAAGAUUUGAUCAUUAAACUCAUAAUUUUUCUACGCGCUGCCCAUCGUAGGGUCUACCUUCCCGUGGGUGUCGAAGCAGCUAGUUUCGCAUUCUCCCAGUCCAAUUGUAAAUGGAGUUUUACACAACGCAGAUUAGUUCACAUCUGAAAUAUCUGCGCUUCCAUGCUUUCCAGGACAUUCUGCGUUCACAUAGCAUCGUCUUUGGUACGAACCAAUUCUUUGGAUUUCAAGUUCGUGCAGAGAGUUGAGUCACCGGUGCAAAUCGAACACCUCUCCCCGUUCGACUUCAUAAUAGGGUGCAAGAAGUCUCAUGCCCAGCACGCAUGCACACGAUUUGUGAAUUGUGACACUGUGACGGGAGGUUCAGUUUUCUUCGGGUGAGCCCGGCCUGCGGAUCGAGGAGUGGCUGCCUGAAGUCGCGGUUACAUUUCGCUCGCGCAUGCCAAGCAGCAAACGUUUUUUACUCUGUUUUUUCCUCUGUGAGAGUGGAGGGGAGAAUGGAAGGUGAAGGUGCGUCCAUCGUCAGUCACGUUGCUGAGACAAGGGGAAUGGAACGGGAGCUUCCCUCCGCUGUCCAGGACCUUAUACGCCGUCUGGAAGGAAAAGGCGAGCCUAUAACAAGGCUUCCUAAAUUAAGCGUGGCAGAAUUUCUGGAGUUCUUUCCGGAGCGUGCAUCGCUCUCGAAGAUCAGAGGGUGGCGAAGCCAAGUCCGCCUUCGAGUACUCGAGGCAAUCGGAAACUGCAACACCCUUGAGGAUCUAGACUUUUUCCAUAUUUGUGGCGGAGAUAUAUCGACGUUGACCGCUAGCGAGUGGGAGAUAGUCUUGAGAGGAUUCAAGUCUAGCACUGUUCUAAGAGUGAUAAGAGUUAAUUGGUUGACAUGGGCAUCACUUGCGGAAGUGGAGAGCUUGUGUUCACAGCUGGGGAGAAUUCUGAAUUCCUCUAGCGUAUCACGUUUGAUGAUAUUCUACUGCGAUUUGAGUGCCAGAUGUUUCUUGAAUCUCGCCUCAGGACUGCGAGGAAAUCCCGAUUCUAAGCUCCAGUCUUUAGAACUAUGGGACGCGUGGGAGGACUCGAGUGCGGUGAAGCAUGUGGCUGAUAUGAUCAACAGUGCUACUCGAUUAGAAACGUUCAGUUUAGGCUUCAAGUCGAAAUGGCGCGUGCACGACAUGGAGGACGAGACCGUUAGAAUCCUGUCCCAGGCUUUGAUCCAGAGCUCAUGUUUGAAAAAAUUGGUGUUAGAUAAGGUGGAGUGGGGAGAGGCCUUGUUGCUUAAAGCUUUGGCUGGAGAUGAUGGCAACCGAUCCAUUGAACGUCUUGAGCUGUGGGAUAUGGAUAGACUCGGAGGCUGUUUAAGGGAACUUCUUACUUCCAACCCAUUAUUGAAGGAAGUGAGUUUGAGCUCCUUGCGGAUGCGUCCUGAGGAAUGGCAGGAGCUCGGCGAAGUCAUACGUGGCAAUGCUAGAGCAACAACUGUAUACGUAUGGUUUUCUUUACGCCAAAAUGAUAGAGAUGGCUGGAAGUCAAUAGAAGCUCUUGCGUGUGCUGCUAGCUCAGAUGUCAAGGAGCCCACAGUGGAGCUUCGACUCAAGACUUUGAAUGACCAUGAGUUGAUGUUAUCAUUAAACCUAUUAGGUAGGGUAGUGCGCGGGGAAAUCAAAUCUUUGAAAUCUUUCAGUAUAUCGGCGAGACAUACCGGCACUUCAGGUACCAACCAAGAUAGACUGGAAAGUAUCCUCCCCAUGAAUGGAAAAACUGGAGAAACCUCAGUCCUGAAGAGACUUGAUUUAUAUGUUCGGAACAAAGAUCUUCUGAAGGGAUUAUGGAAGCAACUGAUGUGGUGCUUGCGAGGGAACACAAGUCUCACUCACUUGGUUUUGUUUUACAACGAUCUCGACGAAGAGUCGUUCAGGGACCUGAUGGACCUCUUACAAGUGAACUUGACUCUCCAGAAAAUAGAUGUCCGAGCAACCUCAUGGGAAACGGACGGAAAGGCUGCGCAGAUUCAGGAGGCACUCAAGCAAAACCAGAAGCGUGCCGUCUACAUGUCCGUGCUCCGAGAAGCAAAACUAACAUUUGGAGAUGCAAAAGCUGGUCGACUCUUUCUAUGCGGCUCUCCUAGAGCAGGCAAGACUAAAUUGCGUCAAACUUUGAUGAGGAUAGUUCAAGGCAAAAGUUGGCUUGGGAACAAAUGGGACCAGCUUUGGAGAACCAAAGGAAUAGAAGUGGAAUUCUUGCAAAAUAAUGACCAAAGGCAAAUCUCAAUUUGGGAUCUUGCUGGACAAGAGAUUUUUCGUACCCUUCAAAAUGUGUUGUUCUCUCAAACCAGCAACUUUUGUGUUUUUCUUUUUGUGUAUAGCUCCUUCUGUGAGAAAUCAUCUUCGAACAAACCAGAAUCUUGUUUCCAGACAGAGUUGGAGGAAUGGUUGAGUUUCAUCACCUCUAGCAUUAGGGUCAUAGGACAUAUUCGGCCUCAAGUUCUUGUUGUGAUUUCACACAAGGAUAAAACCAGAUCUAGCUCUUUGACUUGGGCUCAUUCCGUAAUGGACCAACUCACCAAAAGAUUUGCAAAAUUUGUGGAUCUGCAUCCUAUGCAAGAGUGUUUUCAUGUAGAUGCUCGGAAAAAGAAGCAAGUUGUUCCUCUCAAAAAUCACAUUUUUGAUAUCUUUGAAAAGUUGUUGAGUGAAAAGUCUCCAAGGGUUCCCAAAUUGUGUUCUCAACUCUCGUACUUCUUGGUCACAAACACCAAAGAGAACAGAAAUUGCCCUCUUUGGUCCUCUCAAAAGUUUUAUGACUUUUGUGUUCCCAGCCUGACACAAUCUAUUCCAUUGUCUUCUCCUCACGCCGUUGAUCAUUCAAGGAUAAUGACAUCAAUCAUAUCCUAUUUGAAUGACGCUGGUUUGAUAGUUUAUAUCCCCAACCUUGAUUACAUCAUUGUGGAUCCGAACUCGCUAACCAAUAAAUUAUUGGGUGAGCUGGUAGCCUUGGGUCAAGACUUUCAAGCUCAAGAGUCUCAAGUUUUUGAUAGAUUAAAGUCACGUGAAUCAUACACAAGCAAGGACGGGUUUGUGAGUGAGAGUGACUUUGCUCAAUUGAUAGAGGAGUUUAUCAAAAAGCAAUCACAUGGAGAGGGAGUUGUGAGCAGAGAGGUGCUUGAAAACAUCCUUAUCAAUUUGGAUUUGUGCUUCAAGCUCGAAGAUACUUCUCAGUAUUUCAUUCCCUCCUUCAUACCUGAGCAUGCAAGCAUGGAAGAACGGAAGCAUCAAGAAGGCACGUCCAUCAAGUCAAUGGCUUGGGAAACUAGGGGUGAGACUUCACAGUUUGUGGGCAUCCGGAUUCAAUGCCAAGAUGAAAAAACAAUGUCACUUAGCGCUGCUUUUUUCCCAUGCUUCCAGAUGUUCAUGAGACGCAAGUUGAUAUCGGAGAUGGGUGUUUCCAAGGAAACUGUUACCUGCUCUCGACAUUAUCUGUGUGUUUUCCUUGACGGGCAUCAAAUUUAUUUGGAGCAAGAAACGUCCCACAAAUACGUGGAUGUUCUGAUAUUAUGCUCAAAGCAUAAGUCAAGGGAGGGGGCUCUGAAAUACGUGAUGAAGCAUAUCGUCCAGGAGUUGAUAUCAUUCUGCGCAUCACCCAAAGGUUGUCCCGGGGUGGCGUUAGUGCUCGGUGUGAUCCAAACACUCUGCGUGGAGAUGUUGAUUCCAAGUCAUCUGAGAGGAGCAAUUCUGAUUGAGGAGCUCAAAUCAAAAUUCAUUUGUAGCAUCAGAGACAAACUUGAGGAUAUUUCGAGGGAUAAAUCGCACUUGGAGAAGGAUGAAGAGUUGUUCAAUUACGAGCAUUCUUGGCCCUUGAUUGGAGGAUACACAACAAAGGUUAUAUUCGAAAGAGCUAGGGACUUGCUGUGGGAGAGCGAUGUGGAAGCGGUUGUGAAUGAGAUCCGAGAGAAGCAAAUGCAACAAUUGGAGUCAUUGCAGGAAGGUUUAAACAACGCGAAGAAUGAUUUGGAUCAUUUUUACCCUGCAAAUGAGAACAUGGUUAGCAACUUGAAUCUUUCUCAUAUGAAAGACUACAAUCCACCUUCAUCCACAAGUCCGGCUAGCACAAGUGGAGAAAAUUGUUCAACCGGACUUGAGAAGAAGAUGGAUCAGCUUCUACAAAAGGUUGAUGGUUUGGAUGAGAGGUUGAGAUCAGUGGAGAGCAUUGUGCAGAGAUUGGAUAUUAAGAUGGGACAGAUACUUUCUUUGCAACACGAACUGCAGUCAACGUUGAGUGACUUCAUGUCUAAAGUGGACAAUAUCAUUGAGUAUUCUCAAUCUCUCCAACAGACGAGAACUCCCAAGCGACCUUACGUUACAGACGAUGUUGGCUUGUUCUAUAGGUUGAGUGCACUCCUGCAUAUUGGUAAAACCGUUCGAUUACACUUGAUGUGUGAGUCAGUGACCGGGUUUCAUAGGGUCAAAGACCAAGAAGGCUUGAAGGUACGCUUGGAUCGGGAGAAUUGUGGGUGGAUUCGGAAAACUGUUGAAAUCUCAUUCAAACUCAUGUAUUAUGCUGCAAAGGCUGGACUGGAUGCGACCCUAGGGGUAGGCCAAGCAAUUCCGGAGUGGGAAGAUUUAAAAUCUGACAUUGUUCAAGUAGAUGGUCUUAGCAUCCGUGAUCGUAAGGCAAUUCUAAAAGGUGGGGACAGCAAGGAACUGAGAGAAGCAUGGUUGAGAAUUCAGCAGACUCUUGCGCCUCAGCUUCAAGAUAGGUAUUCGGCAAGCUUCAAGUUGUAUCAAGUGAAAUACGUGAGACUACAAUUAGGUGGGCAGGCAUGGGUGUGCGAGGAGUGCAUGAACAAAGGUCUUCGUUCUGGCAUUUUGACAUGUUAGGAAUUUGAAAAGGUUACAAUGUCAUUAUGCAAUUGACAAGCAUAUGUUUAGACUCUCAUGCAAUAUGAACCUCUGAUGAUCAGGAUGUGAAAGUUGUAACUGCUCAUUUGUUCUCAUAUGUUUAUGACAUGGUUUUUUCUCUCAUCUCUCUACCUAAGUUCUGUUUCUAUUCUUGACUGACAAAUACAACAAGGUGAAUC
Messenger RNA from Marchantia polymorpha subsp. ruderalis, 5615 nucleotides. NCBI's taxonomy places the organism in Eukaryota, Viridiplantae, Streptophyta, Marchantiopsida, Marchantiales, Marchantiaceae. The record is from the annotation of a GenBank genome assembly.